AGCUCCCUUCUCUCAAAAUAACUCACAUUUGGACACUGCCUCGAAAAAACCCAACCUUCCCAACACUCCAGAGAUGACCGCAGAUGCUGAAGAAGCUCAAGCACAUCUGAUGGGUUCAGAUGUGGCCACGCUGCACCUGCCCAGUUACGCUGAUCGGUACACGGAAAUUCCACGCCUUCUCCGCCUAAAGUUCAUAGCGGAGGUGUGCCCAAAGUUAAGGGUGUCGGCCCUUAGGCUGGCCAUCGAACACGUAAAGUCUACUUACAAUGUCAAGCUGUACGACGAGCUCUAUAGGUCCCUCUGCGGCGAAGUGACCAAAAACUCACCGCUGGAAAGUGCCCAAGGGAUGGACGACGACGAGGCAAGCACCUCUAGUGGCAUGCGCCGAGUGGUCCUGCCCUACGACAACAGCUGGGUAGAGGACAACAUGAUGGAGGCCACCUUGCUCAUCCAGGAGCUGGAUGCUGCACUGAACUUCAAGAAGUCGAGCUCCGGCAGCCCCCAUAUACGUCGUGUUUUGGAGAAGAUAGGGGACUUCCACGAAAAGAGCGGCAACCUGCAACUCGCCGUCAAGUUUUAUGCCCGCGCAAGGUCUUACUGCACGAGCAGUGACAAUGUAAUCACCUUGUUCCGCAACCUGAUCCGGGUCUCCAUCUACAUGACCAACUGGUGGCACGUGCUCACCUACAUUGACGAGGCCAAGCAGUACGCCUUGGGGUUCGAGAGCCUAUCGCAGGAAGUACCGGCCCGUCUCAGCUGCGCCGCUGGCCUGGCCAACAUGGGUCUGAAGAACUUCAAGUUGGCGGCGCAGCACUUCCUGCUGACUCCCUUUGGCCAGUACGACUACGACAAGAUCGUGGCCCCCGAGGACGUGUGUUUCUAUGCCGGACUGUGCGCCUUGGCCACAUUCGAGACGUUUCAAUUGCAGGCAGAACUACUUAACUCGGAAGCCUUUAAGCCGUUUUUAGAGCUCUCGCCGAAGAUGAGGAGCGCCUUGUUCAAUUUCCACGAGGGACACCUGGAGAUCACCUCAGCCCUACUGACGGAAAUCGAGGGUAUCGUCAGGCUGGAUGUCUAUUUGUCGCCCCAUGUGGAUAAACUCUAUAAGAUAAUUCACGGCAGGCUGCAAAAGAAAAGUGAAAAAAAACUGACAGAUCCUAGAAAAAAUUAGCAUUAGAUUUAUAAAAUAGUAAAGACUUGUAUUGUAAUAAAGCACUUUAAAGCAAGA
Molecule: messenger RNA, 1228 nt
Organism: Drosophila kikkawai
Lineage: Eukaryota; Metazoa; Arthropoda; Insecta; Diptera; Drosophilidae
Gene: CSN1a
Product: COP9 signalosome subunit 1a
Cellular component (GO): COP9 signalosome
Molecular function (GO): protein binding
Source: RefSeq, a predicted model, not a curated record